AUUGUCGCUCGGACGUUGAUAUAUUGAGGCGGGGGUGUCUAGAAUUUAGAAACUUGGUGAUCAAGGUGACAACUCUAACAGAGGAAACGGUUCAAGCAAACGGAAUCAUCAAGAAAACGAGCUCGGGUGGAGUCGACCCCUUUGAUUUUGUCACCAUUGCAAGUGUCUGCAUGGGGAUAUUCAAGUCGCUCUUUUUGAAGGGAAAAAGUAAAAUAGAAAUCACCAAAGAUGGUGAAUCGGAUUUGUACGACAUUCGUCAUCAUAAGAGUUUAGAGGGGGUCCAUCUCGGUGAUUCUUGGACGUCUCUCGUCGAUUUAAGAAAGGACGACAAUGUACAGAUAGGAAAACGACAUUUCAAAAGUCCCGUGGCAGUAGUACCAUCUCAAGGAUACACGAAGCGCGACAAUUACAGCAAAAUUUCCAUCCAGUGGCUGGAGUGGUUGAUGGAAAAAAGUCGUCAGCGGGGUAACCCCAUUGUCAUUUCCCACGCUCUCAACGGUGGUGAAUUCCAAGUGCCAGGGACCAAUUACAGAUGUGACGGGUUUGUCAAGAUUCCUGGCGGAAACGGAACCAUUUAUGAAUUCUAUGGUUGUGUAUUCCACGGUUGUCCCAACUGUUUCCCAGACGAUAGGAAUACCAUCAAACACCCGUCUACCAAUCAGACCAUCAAAGAAUUGUACGACAUGACCAAACACAGAGAAAAGGAAUUGAAAAAUCUGGGAUACAAAUUGGUCAUUGUGUGGGAGCAUCAAUUUAAAUUUCAAUUGGAGAAGAAUGUAGCUUUGCAACAAUUCGUGUCCACCCUAGAUCUCCAAGACAGACUCGACCCACGUGACAGUUUUUUCGGUGGUCGCACCAAUGCCAUCAAACUGCAUUAUAAAGCUGCAGAAGACGAAACAAUCCAAUAUUUCGAUUUUACCAGUCUCUAUCCCUGGACCAACAAGUAUUGUCGGUAUCCCGUCGGCCAUCCGACCAUCAUAACGGACGAUUUUCAGGACUUGUCGCAAUAUUUUGGACUGGCUAAAAUAAAAAUUCUCCCCCCUAGAAAACUUUAUCAUCCCGUACUUCCAUACAAUUCGAAUGGAAAAUUGAAGUUCCCACUUUGUAAAACGUGUGCAGACAGUGAAAAUCAAAAUGAAUGUACAUGCUCUGUUGAAGAGAGAUCCAUCACGGGCACGUGGUGUACUCCUGAAAUUCAAAUGGCAACGUCAAAAGGGUACGAAAUCUUGAAAAUCUAUGAAGUUUAUCAUUUUGCCGAGUCUUCCAAAUACGAUGUCGAGUCGUGUGAGGGGGGAUUAUUCGCUCAGUAUGUGAACAUGUUUUUAAAAAUAAAACAGGAGGCUUCCGGAUUUCCGGCCGAAUGCGACACGGAAGAGACCAAAAGAAAAUACAUUAGGGAAUACAAAGAAAACGAAGGUAUCCAAUUAGAGUAUGAAAAAAUUUAAAAAAAUCCCGGUUUGCGAUGUUUAGCGAAACUUUGUCUGAAUAGCUUUUGGGGGAAAUUUGGUCAGAGGUUGGGCAUGCAACAAUCCGUGUUCAUUCACGAAUCGGAAGCCGAAAAUUUUUUUCAAAUGCUCUCAGAUCCUACAAAAGUACCACACAACUUUCACAUUGUUUCGAGAGACAUUCUUCAAUUAGAAUGGAGUAACAACCCCCUAUUCGCGUCAUUCGACAAUAAAACUAAUAUAUUCUUGGCCUCUUUUACCACCAUGUGGGCUCGACUGAAAUUGUAUGGCGUUCUCGACAAAUUAAACGAGAACGUCUUGUAUUUCGAUACAGACAGUGUCAUCUUCAAGACAAAAAAGUCGGACAACUUGAAUUAUCUCCCCAUAGGUAAUCACCUGGGAGAAUUGACUAAUGAAAUCUCUCCACAAGACGGGUACAUUGUCGAAUUCGUUUCUGGGGGUCCUAAAAACUACGCUUACCGCACACUGUCGGGAAAAGAAGAAUGCAAAGUUAGAGGGUUUACACUUAACUGGGCCAACUCGAAACUUAUCAAUUUCCAGGCUAUCAAGUCGAUAAUCUGUACCUCACACGACCGACAAAUUGAAAUUGUCAACCCUUGUAAAAUAUCGAGAGACAGCAGAAAGCGAAAAUUGUUAAAUAGGGUUGAAACUAAAAAUUAUAAGAUGGUUUACACUAAAAGGAGAAUUCUUCCUAAUUUAGACACGUUGCCAUUUGGAUUUUGAUUAUAAAACGAAAUAUUUUGACGUUUUUGUUUUUUUUAUUGAAUGAUAAAUACACAAAUAAAAUGAUAAAAGACA
This is a messenger RNA of Ostrea edulis (European flat oyster), 2264 nucleotides long. RefSeq lists its product as uncharacterized. The transcript is spliced from 2 exons. The record is from RefSeq and is a predicted model, not a curated record. NCBI's taxonomy places the organism in Eukaryota, Metazoa, Mollusca, Bivalvia, Ostreida, Ostreidae. The coding region runs from base 171 to 1445 and encodes 424 amino acids. Gene Ontology annotation, biological process: DNA replication. Gene Ontology annotation, molecular function: DNA-directed DNA polymerase activity; nucleotide binding; DNA binding.